AUGCGCGACGACGUUGAAUCGCCUGAAAAGCCGCCAUUCAUUUCGGCCAGGCACCACGAAGCUCAUCGCGAGCAACACCAACACGAACACGAUCACCGACAUCUUCACCACAACCACAAAGCACACGCGCGGCAGGUAGACACAUCCGUUGUCGUUGUUCCGUCAGUCGUUACCGAAGUCGUGGCCACAGUCUCUUAUCUUCAGCAGAUCGAUGUCGACUCCCAAGGCAGUACCUUUUCGGUUCUGACGGUGCUGGCCAGUUCCGCGCCAUCAUUGACAGACUCUUCUUCAACAUCACAGCCAUCGACAACUCCAGGAAGCCCAUCUUCGACCGGGUCUGCGUCUGGCGCUUCUUCGACCAUUAUCACACCACAGCUCCCUACGCAGUCACUCGUUUCUGCAUCACAAUCAUUAAAUUCCAGUUCAGCGACAACAUCUCUGACUUCCACUCCUUCAGUGCAACUCACAAGUAUUCCAUCUCUCAGUGCUAGCUCUAAUUCAACAACUUUAAUUUCAAGCUCCAGUAGCUUGUCUGCCGCCACUGUUUCCUCCAUAAACUUUUCCAAUUCCUCAAGCUCCUCCACGAUAUCUUCGACCGUAUUCUCCUCGAUCUCCUCGGUCUCAUCCGGCUCACUAUCAUCGCUCACAUAUGUCUCAUCAUCAAGUUCAGCGUCAAGUUUGAGCUCGACUUCUGGUUCGACAUCUAAGUCGACUUCAUCAUCUAGUGAAUGGUCCUCUGCUACCUCCUCGACUUCGUCUCGAUAUUCACCUAGUUCUUCAUCAUACCAAUCGACCUCGACGGGUACUGGCGGUAUUGGUGCUGGAGGAACAAGCGCAACUUCUGGAGGGACCCCGUCCAGUACUGCAGCUUCUGGAACUUCUUCUGGAUCGAAAUCCGUCACCCCUAAGGUUCUGGGAGGCGUCCUAGGCGGUCUUGCGGGUCUGGCUUUGAUUGGGCUUCUCUUGCUCCUUCUGAUAAAAUGGUGGAAACGAAAACAUUCGAUGUUACCCUUGGGCAAUGGGACUGAAGGUGCCGACCAAGUGCGUGAAGCACCCCCCGCUCCAUCUGGGCCUCCUGGUGGAAUGUCUCAGCGACGGUCUCUGGCUUUUGUAGUACCAGCUGCUCUGGCCACUCUAACUGGAAAGAACAAGAGGGCAUCUCAGAAGACAGUAGGAACAACUGCAACAGCAUCAUCAACAGCGGGAAGUGAACGAGGGUUCUAUCGGGUAUCAGGAAGAAAGCUACCAUCAGUACUCCAGACAGGUGGUGAUGGGUAUGGAGGAGGUGUGCAUGACAAUUUUCCUAGUGGAUCAUCAUUCUAUCGCGAUUCGACGGGCUUUUAUGGUGGUCCCGGCAGUCCACCCCCUGUCUCAUCGCCUGUCAUGCCGCCACGAGACAGUGGAGUUCCAGUUAUGCGACCAAGUCCAGCGAGGACGCCUGUGACAGAGCAUGGACCUUUUGGACCUUUUGGACGCGGGAAUACACCACCUCCUCCUUUAACGCCUCCUAGACGGCCUGACCAACUAGGUCGGUCUCAUCCAUCUCAAGAUGGAUCUCAUGGGUCGAGAUUUACCGAAGAGGUCUGA
Lachnellula hyalina is the source of this 1587-nucleotide messenger RNA. RefSeq lists its product as uncharacterized. The coding region runs from base 1 to 1587 and encodes 528 amino acids. The transcript has 2 exons. The record is from RefSeq and is a predicted model, not a curated record. NCBI's taxonomy places the organism in Eukaryota, Fungi, Ascomycota, Leotiomycetes, Helotiales, Lachnaceae.